Messenger RNA from Chinchilla lanigera (long-tailed chinchilla), 2065 nucleotides. RefSeq names its product butyrobetaine (gamma), 2-oxoglutarate dioxygenase (gamma-butyrobetaine hydroxylase) 1 (gene Bbox1). Gene Ontology annotation, molecular function: gamma-butyrobetaine dioxygenase activity; iron ion binding. The transcript has 9 exons. Lineage: Eukaryota; Metazoa; Chordata; Mammalia; Rodentia; Chinchillidae. The record is from RefSeq and is a predicted model, not a curated record. Bases 585 to 1748 code for a protein of 387 amino acids. Gene Ontology annotation, biological process: carnitine biosynthetic process. Gene Ontology annotation, cellular component: mitochondrion.
CUGACUGAGCAAAGGGCCCCAGCCUGCUCAGCAGCGCCUUGCAGCUAAUCAAGUUCUUGCCCAAGAGGCGCUUGUUGCACUGUCUACAGGCACAGAGAUGCCGCCUCACCUCUUCCCAGGGGAGAGUUGGUAGCUCCUCCCUGCUAGGUGCAUAUCUCAAUGCCCAAGCGAGUUUUGCAAUAAAGGAGUUGUCCCUGAACAGGUGGGGAGCUGCGGAGCCGGUACACUUGCUCCUGCUGCUGCUGUUGGCCCAGGGACAGGACAGACAGGACAGGCCAUAAAAGCUUUUUACUGUCCUGUUUUUAAACCUCCAAGCUCCUUUCUGGAGUUGCUACACCUUCAGAUUGAGACAUCCCUCCUCCUCAUUUGCAAACCCCGGCGGUGUCUCAGGGGAGGGCUACUUCCAGAGCUGCCAGGAGCCAGCAGGCUCCCAAGGCAAAGGACCACAUCGCACCAGAAACUGGGGCAGAGCAGUGCCUGGAUGUGACAGACACCGGAAGGCUUCUGCCCCAACGACUUCUAGGAUCAAAGCUGACGUGCCCUUACUUGGGAGCCGUCGGGAUUUACCUCUGUAGAGCAGACGCAUGGACUGUAUCAUCCAGAAGGCCGAAGCCCUGGACAGUGCUCAUCUGUUGCAGAUCACCUGGGACGAUGGAGGAGAGUCCCUGUACCCAGCCGUGUGGCUGAGGGACAACUGCCAGUGCUCUGACUGCUACCUGGAUUCUGCGAAAGCCCGGAAACUUCUCCUGGAAGCUCUUGAUGUGAACAUCAAUAUCAAAGGCUUGACAUUUGACAGGAAAAAGGUUUACAUCACGUGGCCGCAUGAGCACUUCAGCGAAUUUGAAGCUGAUUGGCUGAAGAAAAGAUGCUUUUCCCGGCAGGCCAGAGCCAAGCUGCAAGGAGAGUUGUUUUUGCCAGAAUGUCAGCACUGGGGCUCAGAGCUCCAGCUACCAACUCUGGAUUUUGAAGAUGUUCUAAAAAAUGAUGAAGCUAUGUAUAAGUGGCUUUCCACGCUCAAGAAAGUAGGCAUCGUUCGACUCACCGGAGCAGCUGAUAGACAAGGAGAAAUUGCAAAACUUGGGAAAAGGAUUGGUUUCCUCUAUCUCACAUUUUAUGGACAUACUUGGCAAGUGCAAGACAAAAUCAAUGCCAACAAUGUGGCUUACACAACUGGGAAGCUGAGCUUUCACACUGAUUACCCGGCUCUCCACCAUCCACCUGGGGUUCAGCUUCUGCACUGCAUCAGGCAAACAGUCACUGGGGGCGACUCGGAGAUUGUCGAUGGGUUUAACGUGUGCCAAAAGCUCAAGGAAAAGAAUCCCCGGGCUUUUCAGAUUUUGACAUCUACCUUUGUGGACUUUACAGACAUCGGUGUGGAUUACUGUGAUUUUUCUGUGCAAUCUAAACACAAAAUUAUAGAGUUAGAUGACAAAGGCCAAGUGAUUCGCAUCAACUUCAAUAACACAACGAGGGACACGAUCUUUGACACCCCCGUGGAGAGAGUCCAGCCUUUCUACGCUGCUCUGAGGGAGUUUGUCGACCUCAUGAACAGCAAAGAAUUCAAGUUCACCUUCAAGAUGAACCCAGGCGACGUGAUCACCUUUGACAACUGGCGCGUGCUGCACGGCCGGCGCAGCUACGCGGCGGGCACGGAGAUCACCCGCCACCUGGAAGGCGCCUAUGCCGACUGGGACGUGGUCCUGUCCCGGCUGCGCAUCCUGAGGCAGAGCCUCAAGGGCCAGGGCUGAAGCUCCGCCCCGUCUCGGAGAGGCCGGUGUGGACACUCACCGUCGUGGCCGGCGUCCUUCCGCGCUCCCGUCUUUACCCCGCGGCACUCACUCGCCCCGCAAGAGUAACUUCUCCCUCCUAGCCUCGCUCAGUGUCACUUUCUGCAGCAGGCCUGGCCUGUCUUCUCCAAGAAAGCACGUUUCCUUCCCGUCCCGUGUGUGCACUCAUUUCUUUUGCCCAUGUGAUGUCUCUGCACGGGUACAGAUAGCGUUUGUGUGAAAUUAAACAUGUCUCCAAAGACAGCUUUGUUACAAGUAAAUCUACUGCUGCACAUAAA